Messenger RNA from Dreissena polymorpha, 5525 nucleotides. RefSeq lists its product as uncharacterized. Lineage: Eukaryota; Metazoa; Mollusca; Bivalvia; Myida; Dreissenidae. The coding region runs from base 75 to 3584 and encodes 1169 amino acids. The record is from RefSeq and is a predicted model, not a curated record. The transcript has 18 exons.
UGUAAACUAACAUGGCGGACAAAACAGUUUUUAUUGCAGUUUAUGACAAUAAUCGUAAUAUCUAGCAUUCUAAAAUGGAUUUCCAUUAUGACACCUUUAUUGAGGAUGAAGCGGUUGAUGAAUGCGAUCAAAUCAGGGCAGUGACCAAGAAGUUGAAAUUAAAGCGUGUGAAUGUAGAGGAAAAGAAAGAGAUUUGGCUGAACACGGCUUCUGUGACCUUGGCAAAUUUAGACAAAGUGAAACCUAGUGUGUACAACUUUGGUUUGGCCGAUCCCCAGGAUCUGAAGGCCACCAACCUUUCACAGAGGAAACCCAAGGAUGUCAAUUUAGGGGAGGGGACUGGGCCGGAGUUGAACAAUAAUAGUGACUCAAGCAGGGCUUUGAAGGCAUGGGGAAGCAACCAUUCUGUGCCCGAACUUAUCAACCAGUAUACGUCUGCUACACCAGCCCUGCCCAAGCCUUUGCGACCAGCCAGUGCUAAAUAUAGUAAUGGCAGACUCCGCCCACCGAGCGGGAAGAGGCCACGGCCCCAGAGUGCCAAGGCAACCGUGGAAGAUGGGAUUGUGUCAGAAAACUUAUUUGGUGCAACUAAACAGAGAAGGAAAUAUAUCAUUGUGAAAGGAGCGAAGUAUGACCCGAAUGGUCGGCCUCCCAAGGGUGUGCCCCAGAGUCAUGGGCUGGGCUGGGUGGGACCCCCAGCAGGGCUCAAAUACCCGGACAGACCACUGGAUGGCAAGAGCUGGACCAUGGAGCUGCCAUUAGAAGAUGACCUUCAUGGUGAGCAAGGUCAAGGUCAUAUGGGCGGACCCUCUAUCACAGCCUUCAAUCACGAGGUGCCCCCAGCCCCACAUGGCACACCUGAGCCCUCCUCACCAGAACCACUUGAAAAAACCAAGAGAAUAUUUGAGCUGUACAUUGGUGACCCUUACAAGACCUCCACUGACCACGCAGAAAAUGAUGCAGACUUGUAUGAAAGCUCUGAUGAUGAGGACCUGUUUCUUCCAGCUUCACCUGUUAAUCUAGCAGAUCAAUAUGUCAAUCACAAUGAGCACACCACCCCUGGCCACGCCGCCAGUCAACAGACAGCCAAUCAGCGGGAGUCUUUGAGACUGGAACUGCCCACUGCUGAUGAUGAUUAUGAUGAGAUUGAUGAGGUGGACACUGAAAGAUUAUUGGCUGAAGCAGAAUCAGUUUCCCAGCAGUUUGACCUUCAGAGUAUCAUAGCUGCAAACAGGAAUCUCCAAGCCAAUCAGAAUCAGUCUGCAGUGAAUAGCUCCACCCACAUUCAACAGGCAUCCAAUCAGAAUGAACCAGACAGCAAUCAUUAUUCAACUGGAAAGGAAAGUCCUUCCUUGGAUGAAAAUACUAGCAAGAAAAAAGCAGAGGAGCUUGUAAGUGAGAUCAUACAUGAGAAUGGGUUACAAUUUGACAAGAAGGCAAAAUAUUAUAAUCCUGACAAAGGUCGACAUGAAAGGUCAGGGGUCAAAUUCAACGAGGAUGUGACUACAGUGAACAUCACACCAAGGAACAUGGGCAGAAAAGUGGAGGACCUCCAUCACAGCAAAAAGAAACAGGGCCACCAUAAACCUGACAAUUUUGUGGAUCUUAUUGAAAUCAAAAACAGGAUUGAACCAGUGUUGAGCACAGGUAAAGCAGAAUUCUCUGAGAGAGAAAAUCUUUCACCAAAGUCCAAACCAAGCAUUCAGCCUAGACCUCCUUCUGGUAAGCAAUGCUCACCACUCAGUGACGCAAAUCGUGUCCAAAGUAACUUAAAAAAGAGUGGUGUUCACCAUCUGACUGCAACAAAUGGACUGGGCCAAAAUAAGCAGCCAAUGCAGAACAGGCCUAGAUCUGCACCAUUGAACCGCUCAGCAAAACCCAUAACUACAGUAACUGUUGACUAUGGGGAAAUAGAACCCAAAGUAGAGGAAAAACACAAAGGUGACAAAAAGAAAGUUAGAAAAACAAGGGAUGAUGUUUUAACCAUGAUGGAAGCACUGUCCAUGGAUGAAAGUGAUUCAAAUGCAUUUCUUAAAUCAGUACUUGAGAAGAAGGCCAAAAAUCAGUAUAAAGUUGCAAAUAAACAGUUGUUAAAGCAGCACUCCAAUGAAACUUCUGCAACUAAUUUAGUUAGUGCUCCAACUGUGUACAAAUCAGAUCCUGAGAAAAACUACUACGAAAUUUCAAGACAUUCAAGUUUAUCUCAUGCUGACACAGAUCUGAGAGGAGAGGAACAAAACAUAUCAAGUGGUACAGUUAUCAAGACUACAAAAACAAUAGAAUUUGAUGAAAUGGAACCUAAAGAGAUAGCAGUCAAAUGUGCUAUUGAUCCACAUGUUGUCAUUAGUAAAGAAAUGGAAAAAUCAGUUACUUUGAAUCAUGAAUGGAACUCUAGAAAACCAGCUAGAAGACCUUCUAGUGCAAAGCCUCCAGUACCCAAGAAGCCCACAGAAGGUGAAGGUCAUGACAGACCAGGGUCAAGGCUAGGGUUUGUUGCCAUGGAAACUGACCUUUCACCAAGAGAGGGCACAGAAAAUAAACCAAAGAGGCCCACAUCUGCCCCAGUGUCUCGUAGACCAGUCUCAGCAUCGCUCAAAAACAAGCAGGUGAAAGACAGGCUGCUACAAGAGCGCCGGGAGAAGCAGGCAAGGUUUUCAGCUGGGGAGCAGUUGUCUAGUCCAGUUAAGACAAGGUCAACAUCUGGAGACGUGCAGUCUGGUUCAGUUGAGACAACAUCAGAAGACCAGCAUUCCGGUCGGGCUGAGACACUGUCCAUAUCCGGUCAAAGUGACUACCUGCGGCAGACGUCAGUCAGUAAGAAGGUGUCACAGAGAGAGGAGGAGAGGGAGAGGGUCAUAGACAAUCUGCUGGACAGAACCAAAACACUGGUGGAUGAAGAGGAGAAAAAUGAGAAUGUUGAGGUUCCUGACCCUACACCCGAACCAAUGAAGCGAAAACCUCGCCCAAUGUCUGCACAUGUCGGUUCAAUUGACACCUGUCAAGGCCAUUCUAGGAAAGUGACCACGCCGGUUGAAAAGCGACCAAUGUCGACUUCUGCUGCAAAAAAUGAUAGGCACUACGCAUCAUACGCCCGGACUGGCUCAGCAGGCUUACGAGCCAAGAGACCGUCGUCAGGGAAACUCAAGGUCACCCUCACCAAACCAGUCAUCAUCACUAGCAACACUCCAUGCUUUGAGGAGGAGACGGAGGAAGACAUUGCAUGUCAGGAACUUGAGAGAAAACUGGCUGAGAAAGGAGUCAAUGUGUCUGCUGCCACUCUGCAGAGGGCCCUGUACCCUCCAUCAGGGAGGACCAAGUAUUACCAGAUAUCUGCUGACCUGCCCAGAAAGCCUUCAUUGACUCUUCUAAGUCACCCAAAGACGUGGCUUCCAGAGGAGUACAAGCAGCUGCAGAGAGCUGAAAAGAACUUGGCACGAGCCAAUGAAAUCAUGUUCCUCAAAGAGAAGGUAGAGAAACGACGUGCAUAUCUGGCCUCCUUAACUGAAGAGCAGAAAAAGAAACUUAAGAAAAGGAAGGGUAAAAAGGGAGGAAAGAAAAUGAGGAGAAGCAAGACUACUUUAUGAAUCCAAGUUUGACCAGUUGGUGAAAAAUAAAUGGAUCAAGGAUUUUAUAACCCUAGAUCAAACAGUAGAUUAUGGUAUAUUGUCAAGGAUUAGGUUAGAAGUCUUAAGCAAUGUAGAGACAAAACUGCAUGAGAAAGAUACAGUAUGUAAAGGUAUGGAAAGCAAUGGAAUGUUAGUGUGUUGUAAAUGUGUUGAUGAUGCAGAUUUGAUAAACAAUGGAGUAAAAAGAUCUCCUUCUGUCCAUCAUUUCUAAUCUUGUUAGUCACCAUUUCAGUUUUGAAACAAGUUAUAGUGCAAUAUUUUUUCUUGUCAAUGUCAUUCUUUACGAGAGCACGGCAUUACACUUUUGUCUGAUUUUGAAGGUGAAAGCAUUUGAAAAUAUAUUUAUUUUAAACACAGAAUAGGGUUAGUGAUUAAAAUUCAUUCUUUAAUCUCUAAUUUGGUUUUGUUCAUAUUCAUCCAAUACUCAGUUAUAAAGUUCCAUCAAAUAUUCAGUUAUAAAGUUCCAUCCGAUAUUCAGUUAAAAAGUUCCAUCCAAUAUUCAGUUAUAAAGUUCCAUCCGAUAUUCAGUUAAAAAGUUCCAUCCUAUAUUCAGUUAUAAAGUUCCAACCAAUAUUCAGUUAUAAAGUUGUCACUCAGUGUUAGGACCAUUUAUUGAACACUUAAUUAGUUAAAGGGACUAAUUCACACAUUUUUGUAUUUUUGAAAAAUGUCAUUAAAUAUGUUUACAAACAAACCUAUGAAGUUUUGAAGAAUUGACUAAAUAUAAUAGCAAGAAAAAACUUGAGUGCAAAAUAUUGCCUUCCCAGGAUUUGCACCUGGGACCUCUGGAAGCCGAUCUGCAACCCACGCACCAUGAAGUCUGUACUAUUUAACAUUUUAAGUGAUUAACAUUAUGUUUGCACUCGAAAGUAUUUUCCAGGUUAUUGUUAGUCAUUUUUGUUAGUCAGAAAUGUUAUUUUGCUUUUUAAAACAUUAUGUGUACAUUCAUUUUUGAAUUUAUAACAGUUUUGUUAAAAUCGCCAUUUUGUAACCUGUCUUGAGAAUACCUGAUCCUCUGACAAAAUAUGUAAGUUUUUUUUUCACCACAAUGGCGUAAUUUAUUGUUUCCUCUCUCUAACUCCUACAGUUUUUAUUUAAUCUUCAACAAACACACAGUUGUUGGCAUUAAAUUAGGGCCAAGUUCAAUAACCAGUCAAAUCUGGCCAGGCACUUAAGUUAUUUCUCUUUGUUUAUACCAUAAAUGCAAAAUGCAAUGCAAUUCCCCAUUUCAGCUCUCUGCACUUAUUCACACAGUCUCCCAAAAACAUAUAGUCCAAGCAGCAGGCUGUAAAAUACCUUUCAGACUAUACAUUUUGCUCUUGUCAUAGUCUGAUGGGCUAUAAAGAUUACAAUACUCCUGUGUCAUACAAAAGUAACAAUACUUGUGUACCUUUAUUCCCAAAUCCGUGUUAUUGCAAGGCUUGUAUUUGUAUUUGUCAACAGCAGAAGUAUAAGGCAAUUAGCUGUUGCUUUCAGCUACUGUUUUUGCUGACUUGCUUACUGUUUGACCUUAAAAUUUCAGCCCAAAAUAUAACAUUGUUUUUCUUCUUUGUAUUUAUUUAGCUUCACUUUGUUGUUGUUAUGAGAAUCUUUGAAGGAUGUCAUUAUCAUUCAUUAUUAUAAUGAGUAGUGUUUAAGUUAUUAAUCAUAGAUGUUGUGAUAUUAUAAAUUUAUUUACAUUUCAUACAAUUUAUCUGGUUGAUUUUGUUAUCCGUUUGUGUAAAAGGUAUUGUCUUUUGUGAGCAUGUAUUUUUAUUUUAUCUAAAGUUUUCAGGAUUAAAUGAACAUGCAUUUAUACGAACAUUAGACAUAUGAUACGGAUUAAUUUAUGCUUUAUAGGGUUUUUCAAUUAUCUAGCUUACAGUAGAUUGGGACAUAAAAAUAAAAUAUGGAAUAACA